Molecule: messenger RNA, 1514 nt
Organism: Xenopus tropicalis (tropical clawed frog)
Lineage: Eukaryota; Metazoa; Chordata; Amphibia; Anura; Pipidae
Product: periaxin-like
Exons: 15
Coding region: 7-1254 (415 amino acids)
Source: RefSeq, a predicted model, not a curated record
GCCAGAAUGAAGUGCCUCCUGCUCUUGGUUGCUGUGUAUGCAGUGACAUUAAUCGCUCAGCAGACAGAAGCUUGUGCAGACACCCUAAAAAUUAGUAACAAACUGGGAGAGAAUGGACUACUUGGGAAAGAAACCAUUACUGUUAAAGGAGAUGUUGCGCUGAACAUUGGAACCCAGGUGCCACUGGUAGGCAAAGAAGUGCCACUACUAACAAAUUUAAAUCCAGAAUCACUGGAUUUGCCAGGUACACAAGUACCGGUGGUAAAAGGCCUACCAUCCUUACAAAAUGAUCUUCCUGGAGCCUUAGACUUGCCAGGUACUCAGCUGCCCGUAGUGGAACUUAAAACACCAGUUGGAAGUAGCAUUCUUCCAGGGGCCAUAGACUUGCCUGGUACCCAGCUGCCAGUUGGAAUUGGUAUUCCAGGGACCAUAGACUUGCCUGGUACCCAGCUGCCCCUAGUGGACCUUAAAAUACCAGUUGUGAGCAGUAUUCUUCCAGGGACCUUAGACUUGCCUGGUACCCAGCUUCCCCAAGUGGCCAUUAAAAUACCAUCUGCAAGCAGUAUUCUUCCAGGGACUUUAGACUUGCCCGGAACCCAAAUUCCAGAGUUAAACAACAAUAUUCCAUUGGGAAGCAAUAUCCUUCCAGGAAAUGUAGACUUGCCAGGUACCCAGCUGCCCCUAGUGAACCUUAAACCACCAGCUGUAAGCAGUAUUCUUCCAGAGACCUUAGACUUGCCUGGUACCCAGCUGCCCCUAGUGGAUCUUAAAACACCAGUUGUGAGCAGUAUUCUUCCAGGGACUUUAGACUUGCCUGGAACCCAAAUUCCAAUAAUAAACAAUAAAAUUCCAUUGGGAAGCAAUAUCCUUCCAGGAAAUGUAGACUUGCCAGGGACCCAGAUACCCCUGGUGAAAAAUCCUACAUCAUUAGGAGGUGCUAUUCUUCCUGGAAAUCUAGACUUGCCUGGGACACAGGUGCCUCUGGUGAAGACUCCAUUAGGAAAUGAUAUUCUUCCAGGACCAUUAAGCUUACCUGGAACACCUGCUGCAGCUGCCAGUACUUUGGAAAGUCUUCUUGUAGAGCUAUAUCGUCGUAUUGCAAGACUGGAAUCAGUCCUUCAGAUACAAGGAAAAAUUCAAAAGACUGGUGAAAAGCAUCAGAAUGGUAAAGGGAAGGGGCUGUUUCAAAGGCUACUAAACAAACCCUUGAAGAUAGUUGCAGAUGCAUUGCCCCUUCCAGGAAUAACCCCAUAAACCAUGUCAUCCCAGACAUGGCAUUAUGGAGAACAAAGCCAGCAUAAUAUACAUUUCUGAUAUUCCUAUAUAUUUAUGUAUGUGGAUAACCCAGGCCAUAAUGACAAUUACAAUACUCACUUGAAAAUCUAAUUGAAUUGUAAUAUAUUAUUUUCAUCAAUUGAAUUUACUUGUUUGAAAUAUAAGUUAGAAGAAAGUUAAAAGAUUGUUUUAUUGUUGUAGAAUCUUCUAAUUACAAAAUAAAAUUCAAAGCAUAUUCA